This is a messenger RNA of Linum tenue, 2757 nucleotides long. Lineage: Eukaryota; Viridiplantae; Streptophyta; Magnoliopsida; Malpighiales; Linaceae. The record is from the annotation of a GenBank genome assembly.
AUGAGUCGUCGUGUGCGGCGGAAAGUUGCAAAGAACGGUAAAGAGAAGGUGAUUUUCCCUUGCUAUCCGGAGAUUGAAGAUGAGGUUGUUCCACCUCCUGAGAGGAACUAUGUUGUUGUUGAUUGGACAGGCUUGCCUGAUGACACCGUAAUUCAACUGUUUUCAUGUCUGAAUUACCAUGACAGAUCAAGUCUUUCGUCAACUUGUCGAACAUGGAGGGUUUUAGGUGCUUCUCCAUGCCUGUGGAGUUCCUUGGAUCUGCGUGCUCAUAAAUGUGAUGCUUCAAUGGCAGUUUCCCUUGCUUCUAGAUGUCAAAGUCUCAAGAAGCUUCGAUUUCGAGGUGCUGAGACAGCGGAUGCUAUAAUACAUCUUCAGGCCAGACACUUGAAGGAAAUAAGUGGUGAUUACUGUCGGAAAAUAACAGAUGCAACUCUUUCUGUGAUUGUGGCUCGCCAUGAGGCGCUUGAAAGCCUCCAACUUGGACCAGACUUCUGUGAGAGCAUAAGUAGUGAUGCCAUUAAGGCAGUAGCUUUUUGCUGUCCUAAACUUAAGAAACUCCGCCUCUCUGGUAUCAGGGAUGUUUCUGGUGAUGCAAUAAAUGUUUUGGCUAAGCACUGUCCUGAAUUGUCCGACAUUGGCUUUCUCGACUGUCUCAUGGUUGAUGAGGUGGCUCUUGGGAAUGUGGAAUCUGUUCGUUUUCUAUCAGUUUCCGGGACAUCAAAUAUGAAAUGGGGGGUGGUUUCUCAUCUCUGGACUAGGCUUCCUAAACUGGUUGGGUUGGAUGUUUCAAGAACUGAUAUUGGUCCUGCUGCUGUUUCUAGAUUGUUGUCAUCAUCUCUGACAUUGAAAGUCAUUUGUGCCUUAAAUUGCUCUGCUCUUGAAGAAGACACCACGUUUAGCGGCGACAGAUAUAGAGGCAAAUUGUUACUUGCCCAGUUCACAGACAUCUUUAAGGGGAUAGCGUCUUUAUUUGCCGACAGUACAAAGAAACUGAAAAAUGUUUUUGUAGAUUGGAUGGAUGUGAAGCAAAAGGAUAAUAGCUUGCGAGAUAUAAUGACAUGGCUGGAGUGGAUUCUUUCGCACACACUUUUGCGCACAGCUGAGAGCAACCCACAAGGUUUGGAUAACUUCUGGCUCAAACAAGGUGCCACGAUCUUGCUCAGGUUAAUGCAAAGUUCCCAGGAAGAUGUUCAAGAGCGAGCAGCCACAGGACUAGCUACUUUUGUUGUCAUUGAUGAUGAAAAUGCUAGCAUAGAUUGUGGAAGAGCUGAGGCAGUAAUGCAGGAUGGAGGCAUACGUUUACUUCUGGACCUUGCCAAAUCCUGGCGUGAAGGCCUUCAGUCAGAGACUGCUAAGGCUAUAGCAAACCUGUCGGUCAAUGCGAAUGUUGCUAAAGCUGUUGCAGAGGAAGGUGGGAUCGAAAUCCUUGCAGGCUUGGCAAGAUCCAUGAACAGGCUUGUUGCAGAGGAAGCUACAGGUGGACUUUGGAAUCUUUCGGUUGGAGAGGAGCACAAGGGUGCUAUUGCUGAGGCUGGUGGAGUAAAAGUUUUAGUUGAUCUUAUAUUCAAGUGGUCAUCUGGAGGAGAUGGAGUUCUGGAACGUGCCGCUAGCGCUUUGGCUAAUUUGGCAGCUGAUGACAAGUGUAGCAUGGAGGUUGCACUUGCAGGUGGUGUUCAUGCUUUGGUAAUGCUCGCCCGUAAUUGCAAGUUUGAAGGUGUCCAAGAACAGGCUGCUCGUGCAUUAGCUAACCUGGCUGCUCAUGGAGAUAGUAAUACAAACAAUGUUGCAGUUGGUCAAGAAGCAGGUGCCCUCGAGGCACUUGUUCAACUCACUCGUUCUGCUCAUGAAGGUGUCAGGCAGGAAGCGGCUGGGGCGUUGUGGAACCUAUCCUUUGAUGACAGAAAUCGAGAAGCAAUUGCUGCUGGUGGUGGUGUUGAGGCUUUGGUUGCUCUUGCACAAUCCUGUUCGAAUGCUUCACCUGGUCUUCAGGAGAGGGCUGCUGGAGCACUCUGGGGACUAUCUGUAUCAGAAGUCAAUAGCAUUGCUAUUGGAAGAGAAGGAGGUGUUGCACCUUUGAUCUCACUGGCACGCUCUGAUGCUGAGGAUGUUCAUGAAACUGCUGCUGGUGCUCUCUGGAAUCUUGCUUUUACCCCUGGUAAUGCCCUUCGAAUAGUGGAGGAAGGGGGCGUACCCGCACUUGUUAAUCUUUGUUCCACAUCAGUAUCGAAAAUGGCAAGGUUCAUGGCUGCUUUAGCAUUGGCAUACAUGUUUGACGGGAGAAUGGAUGAGUUCGCAUUGGUAGGAACUACUUCUGAAGGGAUUUCAAAGAGCAUGAGCUUAGAGGGGGCUAGGAGAUUGGCAUUGAAACAUAUCGAGGCGUUUGUGCUUACAUUCUCAGAUCAACAUGCAUUUGCUGUUGCUGCAGCAUCAUCAGCUCCUGCAGCAUUGGCACAGGUAACAGAGAGGGCUCGUAUUCAAGAAGCUGGGCAUCUAAGAUGCAGUGGAGCUGAAAUCGGGAGAUUUGUGACCAUGUUGCGGAACCCAUCUUCCAUACUUAAAGCCUGUGCUGCAUUUGCUCUUCUGCAGUUCACUAUUCCUGGUGGGAGGCAUGCGAUGCACCAUGCAAGCUUGAUGCAAAACACAGGAGCAGCAAGGGUUCUGCGUGCUGCUGCAGCAGCAGCAACAGCACCACUGGAAGCAAAAAUAUUUGCCAGAAUUGUGCUGCGGAAUCUUGAACACCACCAGACAGAAUAUUAA